AACACAUCCACACACGCUCUGCCUCGCUCACACACGGAGCUACACGCACACGCGAGCACAUUCCUUCCUUCCUUCUCCCUGCCUCAGCCCUCGACUACUACAAGCCCAUGGAACAUUUCUGGAAAGACGCUCUUGAUCCAGCAGGGUGGCCGGUCGGCUGCUGAGCCCUCUGCCGCGCGGGGAGACGGUGCGCGCCUUGCCCGCGGCCACUGACCAUGACCAUGACCCUCCACACCAAAGCGUCCGGAAUGGCCCUGCUGCAUCAAAUCCAAGGGACCGAGCUGGAGACCCUGAACCGCCCGCAGCUCAAGAUCCCCCUGGAGCGGCCCCUGGGCGAGGUAUACGUGGACAGCAGCAAGCCCGCCGUGUACAACUAUCCCGAGGGUGGCGCGUACGACUUCAACGCCGCUCCCGCAGCCUCCGCGCCGGUCUACGGCCAGUCCGGCGUCGCCUACGGCUCCGGGUCCGAGGCGGCGGCGUUCGGCGCCAACGGCUUGGGGCCAAACUCAGACAAUCGGCGCCAGGGUGGCAGAGAGAGAUUGGCCAGUACCAGUGACAAGGGAAGCAUGGCUGUGGAGUCUGCCAAGGAGACCCGCUACUGUGCAGUGUGCAAUGACUAUGCCUCAGGCUACCAUUAUGGCGUCUGGUCCUGUGAGGGCUGUAAGGCCUUCUUCAAGAGAAGUAUUCAAGGACAUAAUGACUACAUGUGUCCAGCUACCAACCAGUGCACGAUUGACAAGAACAGGAGGAAAAGCUGUCAGGCCUGCCGGCUCCGCAAGUGCUAUGAAGUAGGCAUGAUGAAAGGCGGGAUACGGAAAGACCGAAGAGGAGGGAGAAUGUUGAAACACAAGCGCCAGAGAGAUGAUGGGGAGGGCAGGAAUGAAGUGGGGUCCUCCGGAGAUGUGAGGGCUUCCAGCCUUUGGCCAAGCCCACUCUUGAUUAAGCAUACUAAGAAGAACAGCCCAGCCUUGUCCCUGACAGCCGAUCAGAUGGUUAGUGCCUUGCUGGAGGCUGAGCCCCCCAUAAUCUAUUCCGACUACGAUCCUUCCAGACCCUUCAGUGAGGCUUCGAUGAUGGGCUUGCUGACCAACCUUGCUGACAGGGAGCUGGUUCACAUGAUCAACUGGGCAAAGAGGGUGCCAGGCUUUGUCGAUUUGAGCCUCCAUGAUCAAGUCCACCUUCUGGAAUGUGCCUGGCUAGAGAUCCUGAUGAUUGGACUUGUCUGGCGCUCCAUGGAGCACCCAGGGAAGCUCCUAUUUGCUCCUAACUUGCUCCUGGACAGGAACCAGGGAAAGUGUGUAGAGGGCAUGGUGGAGAUCUUUGACAUGUUGCUGGCUACGUCAUCUCGGUUUCGUAUGAUGAAUCUCCAGGGAGAGGAGUUCGUGUGCCUCAAAUCCAUCAUUUUGCUUAAUUCUGGAGUGUACACAUUUCUGUCCAGCACCCUGAAGUCUCUGGAAGAGAAGGACCAUAUCCACCGUGUCCUGGACAAGAUCACAGACACCUUGAUCCAUCUGAUGGCCAAAGCAGGCCUCACACUCCAGCAGCAGCACCGGCGUCUGGCCCAGCUCCUCCUCAUCCUCUCCCACAUCAGGCACAUGAGUAACAAAGGCAUGGAGCAUCUGUACAGCAUGAAGUGCAAGAACGUGGUGCCUCUCUACGACCUGCUGCUGGAGAUGUUGGAUGCCCACCGCCUGCAUGCCCCAGCCAGCCGUGGGGGUGCGCCUGUGGAGGAGAUGAACCAGAGCCAGCUGGCCACCACGGGCUCAACUUCAUCACAUUCCUUGCAAGCAUAUUACAUCACCGAGGAGUCAGGGAGUUUCCCCACCACGGUCUGAGAGCUCCCAGGCUACCCCAAGGUCCUGAGAAUCCCUGCGGCAUUUUACCCACGUCAUGCAUCACGAUAGCAGAGUUCCGCUCCUGCGCACACUCCAGCAUGCAUCCACCACCGUGGCUUUCUAAUACGAGUGGCCAUUUGCUUGCUCAGUUCUUAGUGGCACUCCUUCUUUUGGGAACAGCCAAAGGGAUUCCAGGGCUAAAUUCUUUGACUCUCUCUCUCUCUCUCCCUUUGCUACAUUACUAAGCGUGAGGAUUCUGUAGCUUUUCAUGACUGAACUCAGUCUACGAGCUGGGACUCAGGUGACUGUGCAUUUAAGCUACUUGUUGAGACCCAGACCUGCAGAGUGGACAUUUCAUCUCUGUGAAGUGCUUUUUAAUGGAUCUAAGAAAAAGCCCCAGGAAAGACUUGAAAGUGGCUCCUUUAAUUGCUGACUGGGAGAAAGCUAGGUCUAGGGUUCAUUAUGGCAUCGUCUUGUAUUCCUAUAGUAACAUAUCAUUUUAUUAAAGUAAUACCUUGAAGCUUUUGCUCUGUUGCAUGGCUGGAGCUGAAUAUUCAGUGAUUGUCCAUUCAUUUGCCCUAUAGGAAUACAAGAUGCCCACAGAGAAGGAGGGUCCCCUAAUUGUCAAAACGUUGUCAAGUUAAUACACUGACCUUCAGAUUUGCUGAAUGUUCUUCCACUGGUUUUUGAGAACACUGUACAGGUCAUGGGUUCCAGUUAAUUCUUGCUUCCCAUGGACCUAUGGAAAACAGCAGGUUGAUCCCAGUUAAGUCACCUCCACAUAGACCAGUUUCCUUUUAAGGGAUAAAUUAUUGGGGUUUUGUUUUUAGCCUUCUCCCCCCAGGACUUGCUGAGUAUCAGCUUCAGGACCUAGUCUUGUGUGGUCUCACACCUACCAGCAGAGGGCGCUCUGCUAGGCUCUUCCUGGUGUGUAACUUACACAGAGGGUGAAUUCAUCACACGGAGCAGUGCCCAGCCUAUGACCAAGGACAGUUUAAAUCAACAGGCACCCUGGUGACACUUUUAGCCCUGGGGCACUUGGGUCAAUAGUAAAUGUGCAUGAUUAUUGUAAAUACUGGAGAACAGGAGGAAAGUAGGGUAGAACCCGGAUAAAACUGAGAGGCUCAUGGUGAGCCUGCCACAGGCAAUAGCUCUGUCCAGGAGUGCCCCUGGCAGGCCCUGUGUGUACUGUGGGGCUGCCCUGGGACCCGUGGACACCCCUUCUCUUCUCGCCACCCUGACUGGAAGGAGCAGCAGUAGACAGCUGUGUUCCUCCAGUUGGCCCAGCACACUGUCGGGUGGGGCUGGAGGGCGAUGCUUAGAGGCUCCCUACUCAGGCUGCCGGGGACCGGGUCAGACUCCACGUGCUCUUGGUUGUUUAGAGCUCAUCCAAAAACCAGGGUUUGGCCUUGGGGAAAAAAAGUACCCCAAAGCUCAUUUCAUUAAACUUCAUAAGCCACGAGAGCGAGACUAGAAUUGGGCCAUAGGAAUCCUUUGCCCUAUAGGCUAAACAAGAAGGGCUCAGUCCAGCCGCAGGGCAGCCUUUCCUAGGCCUUUGAUUCUCCAGAGCAACUAGGGUUUAUCUCUUCUUCUCAGCCAAAAAGUAAGUUUGGUUUCCUCCGGCGACCUCACUGUGUAUGAUUCAAACCCCGUUGAGAGGUGAUGUGUUACCAACAACCCAGCCGAUCUUCUAGGGCUUCUCUUGGGAUGCCUGUUUCAAAAAGUGGAUUUCAUUCAUUUUUGAUUACUUAGUAAGCGAGCACCAAAGGACUAGGAACCUGGGAGGGCCAAAAAAUAAAAAAAUAGAAAAGUUUUUUCAUAUAUGUGCAUCUGAAUUUAGGGGCAGUUUUGUGUAUCUGCAGUAAGGAUAUGUUUAGAACAUAAUUCUUUUGUUGUUUUGUUUAAGAAGCACCUUAUAUAGCAUAAUAUAUAUUUUUUUUGAAAUUACAAUGCUUGUUUAUCAGACAAUUGAAUGUAGUAAUUCCGUCCUGGAUUUCAUUUGACUGGGUUAAACGUGCAAAACCAACGAAAAAUAUUUAGUUUUUUUGUAUAGCUACCUUGUCAUGUAUGCAGUCAUUGAUGCGUAGGGCCUGGUGAUUAUUCAUUUAAAUGAAGAUCACAUUUCAUAUCAACUUUUAUAUCCACAGUAGACAAAAUAGCACUAAUCCAGAUGCCUAUUGUUGGAUAUCGAAUGAUAGACAAUCUUAUGUAGCAGAGAUUAUGCCUGCAAAGGAAAAUUAUUCAGGGCAGCUAAUUUUGCUUUACCAAAAUAUCAGUAGUAAUAUUUUUGGACAGUACCUAAUGGGUCAGUGGGUUCUUUUUAAUGUUUAUACUUAGAUUUUCUUUUAAAAAAAUAAAAACAGACAAAAAAUUUCUAGUACUAUAGAUGAUGUAAUAGCAGCUAAAUCCAAACAAUAAUAAAGUGGAGGGUUUUACAUUGUUCAUCUAAUGUGUUUGUAUUCAUGUUAAAGAUACUACUACCUUUGAAAUGGGCAGAGAACACCAGAUGGUUGGAAUGUUAGCCCAGGGAAAUUCAAAUAAUUUUAGAAAUCUCUUUUUAUUCUUAUUUGAAGUGCCACUAACGGACAGCUGACACUUUGCAGCUGAUACUGCUGUUGGGGGUAGGGAACAUGUUGUAUCUCCCCCUCCACCCGCCCUCCCCGAGGCAAUUUAAGUUUUGAAAGAUAUAAUCAACCUGGGGGUUAGGGUAGGGUGGCGAAGUAGGUUCAGGAAUUUCAAGAGUGGGAAAUACAGUAAUAAGAGCCUUGCAAGUAUUUUCAGGCAGAUGGAUACUGGCACCUGGGGUAUGAACCAGGCUUCUGUAUUCCUCUAGUGCCCUGUGAACUGCGAAUGAUGACCAUUUCUAAAAUGGCAGCCAGAGUUCUACGGAAGAGCAAGCAUCGUCCGUGGUACCAUCUAAGAAAUAGCUAGCUAGUGGUCUGUGUUUCUUUUGGCCGCUGCCUGGCUCCGGGCUUGCCGUAAAGAUUCUGGAAUGCUGUCAUGCAACCAUCAGAGAGGCUAGUUCAUCCAAAGAGAAGACCCUACAGAGGUUGCAAAAUCCAGCCCCAAAGGAAGUGGAGUCGUUGGUUAGAGUUUCCUCUGAACCUUGCAAGGCCGUCUAACCAUGCCAUAUCCCAUGCCUUUUGGGGGCUGAACAAAUAAGGGACUUCCUGAUAAUUUACUCUCGAUCACAUUAAAGUGUUCUCGCAUUAAAACCUUAGACACUGAAAUGGCCAUUGAGUUAGGCUGUUGGUUUAGAGAACCCCUACAUGAAACCAAUUCCAAAUCCUUUCCUCUUCAUACUUUCCCACUCUGAGAUGGACUGUGGAUGCCGGGAAUGAUCACUAGGGCCGUAGUCAUAGCUAAUAUUCACAGGCAAAUCUGCUUUGAGAAACUAGUUAUUUGGAAGGCAGAUAGAGUCGUAUAGUAGUUUCUGAGGCUAUCCUGCUUCCCUUCGGUGCAAGUCUGGGGAGGAUGAUCCAGAUUACACUGCACACUUCCUAGGUGAACUCCCUGAAAACUUACUCUCAACUGGAGCAAAUGAAUUAAACUGUGGUCCCAAAUAUUCAUCUUCUCACUAGUGUGAUUCCUCUGUUUCUAACUGCAUCUCCUUUUCAUUUGGGUUAAAGUGAGUGUGACCUCUUUCUAUGUCAUUUAUAAUUGUUUUCUCAGUAACCGCUGCCUUGAUUAUGGCACUUCAAUUUUGCACUGUCUUUCAGAGGUUCAAGAAAAAUUUCUAUUCUUUUUUUUUUUUUUUGCAUCCAAAUGUGCCUGAACUUUUUAAAUAUGUAAAUGCUGCCAUGUUCCAAACCCAUCUUCAGUGUGUUUGUACAGAGCUGUGUACCCUGGAAACAACAUACAGCCCCAUGAGCAGGUGCCUGAGAUGUGGACCCCUUUGCAUUCACAGAGAGGUCAUUGGUCAUAGAGACUUGAAUUAAUAAGUGACAUUAUGCCAGUUUAUGUUCUCUCACAGCUUAUAUACAAUGCUUUUUGUGCACAGCAUAUUCUUCAAUGUAGAGCUCUUGUUUUAUGGGAAAAGGCUUAUAUGCCAAAUUGUGUCUGAUGGUUUAAUAUGCCUUUUCGCUGAUGCAUACUAUUAUUGAUGUGAUUCUGUUUUGUUGCAGCUUCGCAUUGUUUAAUGAAACACACUUGUAAACCUCUUUUGCACCUUUAAAAAGUAAGGAGUCCAGUGGGAUGCUCAAGCACCUGUAAACAAUUUUCUCAAUCUAUUUGAUGUUCAAAUAAAAAA
This is a messenger RNA of Leptonychotes weddellii (Weddell seal), 6084 nucleotides long. The record is from RefSeq and is a predicted model, not a curated record. NCBI's taxonomy places the organism in Eukaryota, Metazoa, Chordata, Mammalia, Carnivora, Phocidae.